Diorhabda carinulata is the source of this 1242-nucleotide messenger RNA. Its product is annotated as general transcription factor II-I repeat domain-containing protein 2-like. The transcript has a single exon. Bases 1 to 1242 code for a protein of 413 amino acids. The record is from RefSeq and is a predicted model, not a curated record. Lineage: Eukaryota; Metazoa; Arthropoda; Insecta; Coleoptera; Chrysomelidae.
AUGUUUCAUAAACAAAGAACACAACUUAAUAAUGUUGUGAAAGCUAGUUUUAUAGUUAGCUCAAAAUUGGCAAAGGCAUUAAAACCAUUUGCCGAAAGAGAAUUUAUCAAGGAGUGUAUGUUAGAAGUUUGCGGUGUUUUGUGUCCUGAAAAGAAAAAUGAAUUUGAAAAAAUUACUUUGUCAAGACGAACUGUUGUUCGACGUAUAGAAAUGAUGGCUACGAUGGCUAAUGAUAUAAAAACAACAUUGACUGACCGUAUGGCUGGUUUUGAAUCAUUUUCCAUAGCAUUAGACGAGAGCACCGAUUUGUCUGACACAGCUCAACUGGCUAUAUUUAUUCGAGGUAUUGAUAAGGAGUUCACUGUUACUGAGGAAUUGCUAGCUUUACAGCCGCUAAAAGCAACCACUACAGAAAAGGAUAUUUUUAAUGAAGUUCAAAAGGUAUUCACAAGUUUUGGCCAGCCAUGGUCAAAAUUAAUUGGAGUAUGCACUGAUGGUGCACCUUCUGUGGUCGGCUUACGAAAACGUUUCAUCGGAAUUUUGACUGAAAAAGCAACAGAAUUAAGUGUGCAAAAAGAUGAUUUGAUAGUCCUUCAUUGCAUUAUCCACCAACAGAAUUUGUGUUCUAAGUCCAUUCGACUCCACAAUGUUAUGAAUGUGGUAGUAAAAACCAUCAAUUUUAUUCGAUCCCGAGGGCUUAACCAUCGUCAGCUCAAGACGUUUUUGGAUGAAAUUUCAGCUGAAUAUAACGACGUAACAUAUUAUUGUGAAGUCAGAUGGAUGAGCAAAGCAAAAAUGUUGAAACGGAUUUACGAGCUUAGAAAUGAGAUAGCAGACUUUAUGAAAAUAAAAGAUAAGCCACUAUCUGAAUUGAGUGACCCAAAAUGGAUAUUUCUGGUCGAACUUACAGGCUAUUUGAAUGAUUUAAAUUUGAAACUUCAAAAACAAGGACAGUUAGUAAAUGAUUUGUACAGCCAUUUGAAAGCGUUUCAGAUCAAACUACGUUUGUGGGAGUCACAGAUGCAGUCUGGUAACAGUUACCAUUUCAACACGCUCUCUGCGUAUGAAAAUAUUGCUUAUGCUCAAUAUGCUGAAGAACUCAAGUUACUGUCGGAACAAUUUUCGAAUAGAUUUAGCGACUUCAAAAACAUGAAAGAAUGUUUCAAUUUAUUUGCUACUCCUUCAAAAUGUAAUGAACAAAAUGCUCCAAUACACUUACAAAUGGAGUUAAUCGAGAUUUAA